Molecule: messenger RNA, 1108 nt
Organism: Lotus japonicus
Lineage: Eukaryota; Viridiplantae; Streptophyta; Magnoliopsida; Fabales; Fabaceae
Product: 50S ribosomal protein L3, chloroplastic
Exons: 2
Coding region: 157-963 (268 amino acids)
Biological process (GO): translation
Cellular component (GO): chloroplast envelope; ribosome
Molecular function (GO): structural constituent of ribosome
Source: RefSeq, a predicted model, not a curated record
GAGAGUUGUUAUAAGCAGCUCAGUAGCAGUGGUAGCGAGUUACUGUGUAUGGCUCUCUCUAUCUCCUUCCCUUCCAUUUUUCUUCUCCUUCUCUGAGAAAUCAAAUCAAACAAACAUAACACUUCAUCUUCAUCUUCUCAUCAUUCUUCAGUCACAAUGUCAAUCUUAUCCAUUUCCUCACCUCCAAUCUCUUCAUCUUCGUUUUCACUUUCAAUUUCAUCUACUCGCAUGCCAUGCUUCAAUUUCAGGGUUUCAUUCCCCCAAUCGCAAAAGAGAGGGAACCGUGUGGUCAUGAUGAGCAUGGAAGCAGGUGUCGGAGUCAUGGGAACCAAGUUGGGAAUGAUGAGCUAUUUCGAAGAAAACGGUGUCGUUGUUCCGGUCACUGUCGUCGGUUUCAAAGAAGGUAACAUCGUCACGCAACUCAAAACCGAAGCCACUGAUGGCUACGACGCUGUUCAAGUUGGUUACCAGAGGAUCCGGGACCGCAAGCUCACCAAACCUGAGUUGGGUCAUCUUGAGAAGGUUGGUGCUAUCCCCAUGCGCCAUCUUCAGGAGUUUCGCCUUCAAUCGCUUGAGGGUUUCGACCUCAACCAGCGCCUUGUUUUCGAUGAACUGUUCAAGGAGGGUGAUCUUGUUGAUGUCUCUGGCACCACCAUUGGCAAGGGUUUCCAAGGUGGUAUCAAGCGAUGGAACUUCAAAAGGGGUCCAAUGAGCCAUGGUUCUAAGAGUCAUAGACAACUGGGAUCAAUCGGCGCCGGAACUACACCUGGUCGUGUAUACCCUGGAAAGAAGAUGCCCGGUAGGAUGGGUGGAACCAAGAGGAAGAUAAGAAAGCUUAAAAUUGUCAAAAUUGAUAAAGAUCUGAAUGUGGUAAUGAUCAAAGGUGCUCUUCCUGGUAAGCCAGGGAAUCUUCUGCGGAUAACUCCAGCCAAGAUUGUAGGGAAGAACAUUCCAAAGAAUUAGUGUAUCUUUUUCUCUUAUAUUUUUAUUAUUUUAUGUUACCUUUGAUUAAAUUGUCUGUAACUUCUAUGCACUCCUGUUAGCCCUUCACUUUCAAGUUUAUGUAUACUACUCUUCCCUUCUAAACCCAUUGCAUUGAUUUGAGUUA